GGUUGGGAGUGUUGCUUUCACAUUCCACUGACUACAGUCAUUAUUUUUGUUCUGGACCUGAGGGUCCCUCAACCCUGGUCCUGUCAGCCACUCUGCUGGAUUGAACUUUUGCUGGAUUUCUCCCUUCUUCUCAUUCAUCCUUGUACAAGACUGAAAUUCUAUCAUUCUUAAUUUGACUACUGAACAUCAAAAGUGUGGGCUGAGCUAAGAGAAAUCCAAGAUGUCUUUACCAUUCUACCAGAGGCAUCAUCAACAUUUUGAUCGUGCAUAUCGCCACAAGGAGCUGGAGUCCACUCUAAGUCAGUACCAAAGGGAGGAGAAGCGCAAAUCUGCCAUCUACACUCAUGGAUCUACCGCCUAUAGUAAGGAAGCUGCAUUGGCCUACCACCAUGGCCAGCAGUCCUCAGCAUCUAGCCAUGAAUUGGCAGAAUCCUAUGCCCAUGAAUCAGCAGCUCACAGUAAAAGAUCUUCAGCCCUCAGUCUAGGAUCUGAAUUGAUAAGUAAGAAAGCGGAAGCCUACCAUCAUGGAUCUGAGUUGGUCAAUAAGAAAGCUGAAGCCUACCGCCUUGGAUAUGAAACCUACAGUCGAGGAAAAAUGUUGGACGAUUAUUCUUUCAAGUUAAGUCCCAAAGCAAAGCGGGCUAAGCAGAGUAUAUUGUCAGAAGAAGAGAAGGAAAACACAGCUAUUGAGUAUGUAGUACCUGUAUUCAGAGGAAGACAAACCCAUAUCAGCGGGCUUACAGACACAGAAGAAGAAAGAAUAAAGGAAAGUGCUGCAUAUAUUGCGAGAAGGAACCUUAUGGCAGCUGGGGAAGGAAUUACUGUAGCCAAAAAGGAAACUUCAUCUUCUAUGAAAGAAGAAACACAUCAGAAAAAGUCAAGAAAAAUAGCAAUACAAGAGACAGCUGAAGAAAUGGUUCUAAAGAAAACGUUAAGUGAUAAGAUAGAAUUCCACAGAAAGUUAAAUGAAGACAAACUGUUACAUGCUCCUGAAUUUGUUAUCAAACCUCGUUCCCACACUAUCUGGGAAAAACAGAAUGUCAAAUUACACUGCACUGUGACUGGCUGGCCAGAGCCUCGUGUUACAUGGUACAAAAACCAUGUUCCCAUCAAUGUCCACAUUAAUCCUGGCAAAUAUGCAAUCGAAAGUCGGUAUGGGAUGCACUCUCUGGAAAUAAACAAAUGUGAUUUUGAAGACACUGCACAGUAUCGUGCUUCUGCCAUGAAUGUAAAAGGAGAGCUUUCAGCCUAUGCUUCCUUGGUGGUGAAGAGAUACAAGGGAGAGUUUGAUGAGAGUUGUUUCCAUGCAGGAACUGUCACCCUACCCUUGAGCUUUGGUGUUACUCCACAUGGCUAUGCCUCCAAGUUUGAGAUCCACUUUAUAGAUACAUUUGAGGUUUCCUUUGGAAGAGAAGGUGAAACAAUGAGUCUGGGCUGCUCAGUUAUCAUUCACCCCGACAUUAAACGGUUCCAGCCGGAAAUCCAGUGGUAUAGGAAUGGAGUCCUAAUUUCUCCGUCCAAAUGGGUCCAGACGCAUUGGAGUGGAGAAAGAGCUACGUUGACCCUGACUCAUGCCAACAAAGAGGAUGAAGGCCUUUACACCCUCCGUGUGGUGAUGGGGGACUAUUAUGAUCAGUACAGUGCUUAUGUUUUUGUUCGAGAUGCUGAUGCCGACAUACCAGGAGCUCCUGGUUCUCCUCUGGAUGUGAAGUGUUUGGAUGCUAACAAGGAUUAUGUCAUCAUCUCCUGGAAACAACCAGCUGUUGAUGGAGGAAGUCCCAUCUUGGGAUACUUCAUAGAUAAAUGUGAAGUUGGCACUACCCACUGGGCCCAGUGCAAUGAGACACCAGUGAAGUUUGCUCGCUUCCCAGUCACAGGUUUAAUAGAAGGGCGCUCCUACAUAUUCCGAGUCCGAGCUGUGAAUAAUGCUGGCGUGAGCAUUCCAUCCCGGAUUUCAGAGCCUGUAGCAGCCCUGGAUCCUGCUGAUAGGGCCAGACUUAGAAGUCAUCCCUCUGCCCCUUGGACUGGACAGAUUAUUGUCACUGAGGAGGAACCUACAGAGGGCAUUGUUCCUGGACCACCUUUAGACCUUCAUGUUACAGAAGCCACAAAGAACUAUAUUGUGCUCGGUUGGAAACCUCCAUUUGAGCGGGGCCAUGAGGGUGUCAUGUACUUCGUUGAAAAGUGUGUUGCAGGAACCGAAAACUGGCAGAGAGUGAACACAGAGAUACCUGUCAAGUCCCCUCGCUUUGCACUUUUUGACUUAGCGGAAGGGAAGUCCUACCAGUUCCGUGUCCGUUGCUGUAAUUCAGCUGGAAUUGGUGAGCCCUCAGAAGCCACUGAAGCCACCGUGGUUCGUGACAAACUUGAUAUUCCUAGUCCUCCUAGCCAUCUUGUACCUGUCAGAAAUACAGACACCUCAGUAGUUGUCACUUGGACAGAAUCCAAAGAUGCAAAAGAGUUGAUUGGAUAUUACGUAGAAGCAAGCAAAGUCGGAUCUGGUCACUGGGAACCAUGCAACAAUAAUCCUGUGAAAGGCACAAGAUUUACUUGCCAUGGACUUACUACUGGGGAUCACUACACUUUCCGUGUCAGAGCUAUUAAUGCAGCAGGACUCAGUGAGUAUUCGCAGGAGUCAGAAGCCAUUGAAGUCAAGGCAGCUAUUGGGGGAGGAUUGCUUCAUGAUGUAUGUCCUGGACUAAGUGGUAAAGCUGAUGGACUAACAGACCACACUGCCAACUGGGAAGGCAUGCAUGAGUCCUCCCAGCCUAUCUUUGACACAGAUGCUUUGUUAAAACGCAAUGCUAAACCUAACAGGCAAACAGUGCCCGAUAGCUCUGGUAAGCAGAGGAGUCCGACAGACAAUAAAGUGAGUGAAAAAGUUCCAUCUCCUUCACCACAAAAAGCAGCUACCAAGCAGGCAAGUAAGUCUCGUCCUGAGGACCGCUCAGCACUGCAGAGAAUGAAAAAGAAAGGUGAUAUAGCUCCUCCAUCUCCACCAUAUGACAUCACGGUGCUUGAAAGUGUUCAUGACUCAAUGGUCCUUGGAUGGAAACAGCCGAAAACUGUCGGUGGAGUUGAUAUAACUGGCUAUUAUGUGAAUUACCGGGAAGUGAUUGGUGGAAAACCUGGAGAGUGGAAAGAGGCUAACAUUAAGGCAGUUAGUGAGAGGGCAUACAGGCUCCAUGACUUGAAGGAAAAUAUGACGUACCAGUUUCAAGUGGCUGCUGCUAACCUAGCUGGCCUUGGCCCUCCUUCUCCAGCUAGCAAGUCCUUCAAAUGUGAAGAAUGGACCAUUGCUGUUCCAGGACCACCCCAUGAUUUGUCAUGCAGUGAAGUUAGGAAAGAUUCUUUGGUUAUAUUGUGGAAACCACCAAUUUACAUUGGCCGAAGUCCUGUAACUGGUUUUUAUGUUGACAUGAAAAAAACAGAUGCACCAGAGGAACAUUGGAGGAGUGUGAACGAGAAAGCUGUUGCAAACAAAUUCUUCAAGAUCACUGGCCUAAAAGAAGGCACCAGUUAUGUAUUCCGUGUACGAGCAGCAAACCAAGCUGGAGUUGGGAAGCCUUCAGAUCCCACUGACCCUGUAAUAGCUGAAACUCGACCAGGAACAAAAGAAGUUGUGGUUGAAGUAGAUGACAAUGGAGUAAUUUCCCUGAACUUUGAAUGUGAUCAGAUGACUGCAGACUCUAAAUUCAUCUGGUCCAAGAAUUAUGAACCAAUUGAUGAUGAUUCGCGGUUAGCCAUUGACACCAAAGGUGGAAAGUCAAAAGCUAUCUUUAAAGAUCUCAGUGAAGACGAUUUGGGCAUUUACUCCUGUACUGUAACAGACACAGAUGGAGUCUCAUCAAGCUAUACAUUAGAUGAGGAAGAAAUGAAACGCCUGCUUGCACUCAGCCAUGAACACAAAUUUCCAGUUGUCCCCCUUAAGUCUGAAUUGGCAGUUGAAAUUCUGGAGAAGGGACAGGUGCGAUUCUGGAUGCAGGCUGAGAAAUUGUCUCCUCAUGGUAAAGUCAACUUUGUAUUUAACGACAAGGAAAUUGUUAAUGGAGAGAAAUACAAGAUGAAGGUUGACAACACUUCUGGUAUGAUUGAAAUGGUUAUGGAUAGACUUGAAGAUGUGGAUGAAGGCACCUAUACCUUUCAAAUUCAGGAUGGCAAAGCAACCAAUCAGUCCAGUCUUGUUCUCAUUGGUGACGUGUUCCAGAAACUACAGAAAGAAGCAGAAUUCCAGAGGCAAGAGUGGUUCAGGAAGCAAGGUCCACAUUUUGUUGAGUAUCUGGGAUGGGAAGUUACCCCUGAAUGCAAUGUGUUACUGAAAUGCAAGGUAGCCAAUAUUAAGAAAGAAACACACAUUGUUUGGUACAAAGAUGAAAGAGAGAUAAUGGUUGAUGAAGAACAUGACUUUAAGGAUGGCGUAUGUACUCUGCUGAUAACAGAGUUUUCUAAGAAAGAUGCUGGUAUAUAUGAAGUAAUAUUGAAAGAUGACAGAGGGAAGGACAAGAGCAUAUUGAAGCUUCUGGACACAGCUUUUGCAGAUUUGAUGACGGAAGUAUGCAAAGUGAUUGCUUUAUCUGCAACAGAACUGAAAAUCCAGAGCACAGAAGAAGGCAUCAGAUUAUAUUCAUUUGUUAGCUACUACUUGGAAGAUCUGAGAGUGAGCUGGUCACACAAUGAUGUUAAAAUGAAGUAUACAGAAAGAGUUAAGACUGGUGUUACUGGGGAGCAAAUCUGGUUGCAAAUCAAUGAGCCAACACCCAACGACAAGGGAAGAUAUAUAUUGGAGCUCUUUGAUGGCAAAACUGGACACACGAAGACAGUGGAUCUUUCUGGGCAAGCCUUUGAUGAAGCCUUUGCUGAAUUCCAGAGGUUAAAAGCAUUGGCGAUUGCAGAGAAAAAUCGCGCCCGGGUGCUUGGAGGGCUGCCCGACGUUGUCACCAUCCAGGAAGGCAAGGCGCUUAAUCUUACUUGCAGUGUCUGGGGAAACCCUGCUCCAGAAGUUUCAUGGAUGAAGAAUGAAAAGCUUCUGGCAGGAGAUGAUCACAUCAUCCUGAAAUUUGAAUCAGGAAAACAAGCAAGCUUCACCAUCACGGCUGUCAGUACAGCUGACUCAGGGAGAUACAGCCUUAUAGUGAAAAACCAGUAUGGCACAGAGACAAGUGAUUUAACUAUAAGUGUGUUCAUACCUGAGGAAGGGAUGGCCCAUGUCCCCCUUCCAGAUCAUGGCAAAGGAGAUAAGAAAAAGAAGGCAUGAAGCUAAAGCUAAGAUGGACAAGUGUUGCAGAGAGGUAGAGUUCUAUCUGGUUUAAUAAUAUGUGUGUGUAAAUGGUUUUGCCUGUGAGUAUGAAGUAGAUCUGAACCCUUCCACUCACUUCAUUUUAGAUGUUGUGAUCAGGCAAAAAUGGGGAAUGCUCCCACUCCCAGCCUGGCUUUCUGUCACAUGAACUUAACUCGAAAGCAUAAUAGGAUAAUGCUCAUAACGCAGAAGCAUAAUAUUUAAGGAAGUCAUUUAAUCAGUGAUGUGAGUGAAAGGAUGGAAAAAAUUACAAUCGUUUAUUGGAGGAGAUUUUCUCACCAGGAAUCUAGAUUUGAGCCUGCUGGUAAUCUAGUAUAAACUGAAUGUAGUGUAGGAUAGGACUCUAGAAAACAGAUAUUAAAGCAAACAAAUGUUAUGUGUUGACAUGAUAUUAAUACACACUAACGUCAGUGGAAAAAACUGAACCCUCCUCAGUAUUCAAAAAUAAAUAAAACACUUUUUCGCUUUG
Messenger RNA from Podarcis muralis (Common wall lizard), 5765 nucleotides. It is a transcript of the gene MYOM1, whose product is annotated as myomesin 1. The record is from RefSeq and is a predicted model, not a curated record. Gene Ontology annotation, biological process: sarcomere organization. Gene Ontology annotation, molecular function: kinase binding. Gene Ontology annotation, cellular component: M band. Lineage: Eukaryota; Metazoa; Chordata; Lepidosauria; Squamata; Lacertidae.